UGUACAUUGUACCUUGUAUACCCUGAGAAUUAAUAGAGUACUCAAGUUAUAUACCUUGUGGACGUUUAAAAUACCUAAAGUGUGAAAAAACACAUUAGGAUUGAUUUACUUCAUACCUGCACGCCAUAUCCUGAAAACCGAAGACUAAUCCUGCAGUUUGUGUGAGCUAGGACAUUAUAAAGUGCUAUACAGGAGGUAUAUAGAAGAUGGCUAUGCUUAUCAAGACCGAGGCCCUGCCUGCCGGUGGAGAUCUAGCUAAAAUCUGCACACAUCCCAUGUUUGAGGACCUACAGGCAACACUGACCAGCGAGUGCUACCAAAACUUUCAGACACUUCCGUUCAGUCUGUGUCGAGAAGGCGUCGCUCCGAUGGAAGAGGAGGCUGAGCCUGUUAUACUAGACCCCGCCCUCAUUGCUGUUCAGGAAGCCAAUUUACAAUCCGACUUUCAACGGGUAUUCGCACACAACUCGGAAAAAGUCCACCAGCUGCACAAAUUCUACAGCGAACAGUGCCAGGAAGUUGAGACUGAUCGGUGUUCUUCCAUUGACAAGUUGAAGACAAAAGAGGUUGACGCAAGUUUCUAUCAAAGUGAAAUCAAUAAAAUCCAUGAGGAACACGAUCGUCAGCGCAUGCAUCUCACACACCGGGUUACAGCUAGCCUACAGCUACUAAAGGUGGCACUGCCGUCUGCUGCCGAUUCUACGACUGCCACCACAGCAUCUGGGUCUGGAAGGUCAAAGUCACGACAAUUGAAUGGACGAGGUGUGACUAUCAUGUGUGACUGGUAUGAGAAACACAUCAACAAUCCUUAUCCGUCGGAGGAAGAAAAAGAAAAAAUGGCUCGGGACGGGAGCCUGUCUCUCGCCCAAGUCAAGGCCUGGUUUGCCAACAAGAGAAAUAGGACCAGCAAUACAAAACCCAAGAAACAGAAACAACAAGUGGAACGAAAAUUAUUAUCCAUCUGUAGUGGACUGACAGGUUCAGGGGGUACGACAGACAAGGCGCCACGUCUCUACGGAGACAUCAUACGUCAGCUGUCAGACAUCGUAAACAGUUCCACCGUGUUCAGUCAACCAAUCGGAAGUGACGUACCUUCGUCCCAGACUGUGAUUCAGUAAGGUGGGAUGUCCAUUUCAUCACCUGUUUGAAGUCUAAACUGUCAGUUCAUAUGUAAACAUGUUCUGCUGUCCAGUUUCAGCUGUUAGACAUUUGGAGUAGAUUCACCAUCAUCAGUCAGCCAGAU
Messenger RNA from Mizuhopecten yessoensis (Yesso scallop), 1243 nucleotides. Its product is annotated as pre-B-cell leukemia transcription factor 4-like. The transcript has a single exon. Bases 207 to 1118 code for a protein of 303 amino acids. The record is from RefSeq and is a predicted model, not a curated record. Gene Ontology annotation, biological process: regulation of DNA-templated transcription. NCBI's taxonomy places the organism in Eukaryota, Metazoa, Mollusca, Bivalvia, Pectinida, Pectinidae. Gene Ontology annotation, molecular function: DNA binding.